GGAAAUUGACGUCGUCCCAACAUGUCACCGUGCAAGCUCAUGACGUCAACGCACUAUGACGUCCUCCUAAUAAUGUCAACGGAGCGUUGCCCCCAAAAUUGUUGAGUUGGUUGACAAACGUGAGCCUCAGCCAAUCAGCACCGAGAAUCCUCGGCCGGCGGGCCAACGGCGGCGGUGGUGGGCGUGUCUUUAGGAGGGGGCGGUUCCGGCGCUUAGUUUGCUAAAUGACUGCAGCACGAGCAACACACGCGGCCGUGGCGUCCCUCCUGAUGUGACGUGUGACGCGCACGGUGCCGCGCUUCUUUCCACUCAACUUCGUCUCGUUGGUGGCGGCGGCGCGAGUAGCGUCGCGAGCGGCGUCGGACCCGCACGGAGCGGCAGACGCGGCGCGCAUGGAAGCGUCCGCCGGUGCGUCAACACACCAUGGCUGACGACCGCGCGCGCCCCUGAGCGUGCACGGCGCCGAGGGCCAGCGGCAUCCUCAUCCUCACCGCGGUGGGGGGCGGGGGGAGGAAACAUUCUCCCACUUGGAUUAACACUUUGCGAGACCCCCCACCCCGCAAAGGAAUAUGGCUCGUUUUCGCGCCAGCUGUGAGGAUCUGUAAGCAGGUGGAAUUCCUUUACCUCCUCCUCUUCCUCCCAUCCCACUCUGGAGCCCCAACCCGGACGCCCCCUUACCACCUCACCCCCCCACCCCAUACCUCCCUUUUCCCAGAGAGGACACAGGUGUGAUCGCAUGGCCGCUGAGGUCUGACGGACAAUCCCCUCACUCCCCCACCCCGACUCCCCCUGAUUCCCAAGUCACCUUGGAGGUCCUCGACCCCACACCUGCGCCCCCAACCCCCUCCUCUUCCUGAAGGGGAGAUUCCGGCUGGCACAGUGCGCCCCCCCCCUUACUUGACCCCCUCCCCCCAAAUCAAAACGAGACUCUCCAAAAUGUGCCGGCUGACCGCGCUCAGCAUCUACUUAUGGGAGACGCUCGUCUUCUUCAGCCUGGCAGCAUCCAAGGAAGCGGCCGCCCGAAAAGCCGCCUCGCCGAUGCCGCCGUCCGAGUUCCUGGACAAGCUGAUGGGAAAAGUGUCGGGCUACGACGCCAGGAUCAGACCCAACUUUAAAGACCCCAAAGGCUCCAAAAAUGAAGCUACUCACAAGAAAGGUCCUCCUGUCAACGUCACCUGUAACAUCUUCAUCAACAGCUUUGGCUCCAUCGCUGAGACUACCAUGGACUACAGAGUGAACAUCUUCUUGAGGCAGCAGUGGAACGACCCACGCCUGGCGUACAGCGAAUACCCAGACGACUCUCUGGACUUGGACCCGUCCAUGUUGGACUCGAUCUGGAAGCCUGACUUGUUCUUUGCCAACGAGAAAGGAGCCAACUUCCAUGAGGUCACCACUGACAACAAGUUACUGCGCAUCUCCAAAAACGGAAAUGUGCUCUACAGCAUACGAAUAACACUGGUGCUGGCCUGUCCCAUGGAUCUGAAGAACUUCCCGAUGGAUGUGCAAACGUGCAUUAUGCAGCUGGAAAGCUUUGGCUACACGAUGAACGACCUGAUCUUCGAGUGGGACGAGAAAGGUGCCGUGCAGGUGGCGGACGGCCUGACGCUGCCUCAGUUCAUCCUCAAGGAGGAAAAAGACCUCAGAUACUGCACCAAACACUACAACACUGGCAAGUUCACGUGCAUCGAGGCCCGCUUCCACCUGGAGCGUCAGAUGGGUUACUACCUGAUCCAGAUGUACAUCCCGUCCCUCCUUAUCGUCAUCCUGUCCUGGGUGUCUUUCUGGAUCAACAUGGACGCCGCCCCUGCCCGAGUGGGCCUGGGCAUCACCACCGUGCUCACCAUGACCACCCAGAGUUCGGGAUCCAGGGCGUCCCUGCCCAAGGUGUCAUAUGUGAAGGCCAUCGACAUCUGGAUGGCUGUGUGUCUGCUCUUCGUCUUCUCGGCGCUGCUGGAGUACGCCGCCGUCAACUUCAUCGCUCGGCAACACAAAGAACUCCUUCGCUUCCGCCGGCGGCGACGGCACAUGAAGGAGGAUGAGAGCGGCGGCGACGGCCGCUUCAGCUUCCCAGGUUCGGGUUACGGCGUGGGCCCAGCGUGCCUGCAGAAGGACGGCAUGGCAGCCAUCAAGGGCAACAACAACAAUGCGCCGGGAGGAGGGGCGGGGCACGCGGUGGGGGCGGUGCCCGAGAAGAGCAUCGAGGAAAUGAAGAAACUUUUCAUCAGCCGUGCCAAACGCAUCGACACGGUGUCGCGCGUGGCCUUUCCCCUCGUCUUCCUCAUCUUCAACAUCUUCUACUGGAUCACCUACAAGAUCAUUCGGAGCGAAGACAUACACAAACAAUAAACGCAACCGCGACCUUCUUCUCUUGCUCCUCUUCAUCGUUAUCGUUCUUCUCCACCUUCUUUGUCCUCUCAUCCUUUUUUUCCUCCUCCCUCCUCUUCUUCAGCAGUUGCUCUUCCUUUUUCCCACCUCUUCAUCCGCCUCUUCCUUCGACACAUCCUUGUCAUCUUCUCCGCCUCCCUCUUCAUUUCUCCCUCCUUCAAUAUCUCCUCUUCAAGAUGCACAACAGACAUCGAGUCAACUCCUCCUCUUCGUCCUCCCUUUUCUCCUUCUCUUCCUCCAGACAGGAAGUGAACGGCUGCAUGACAAAAACACUCGAAAAAAAAAUCUAUUGAGCAGAAGAGGCCACGCCUACUGAGUCUUGUAGGUGGAGUUACAUGUGUAGAGGGGGUGGGGCUAUCGUUCAAGCAUCACAAACUCAAGCUCCUCCCCCUGAUGGGAAUGGGACACGACCAGUAUAUUUAUGAACUUUUUGUUUUGUUGCGAAUAUGCUAGCACGCUAACACCUUCACAAAGCCCCCGCCCCCCACCCCUUUCCCCCCACCCCACCCCAGCAGCUAUGACUCACAAAAAGCGCAUACACUUACGUGCUGUGGUGAGAAGUCAUCACUGAACAAAUAAGAUUUUUUUUUCCCUCAAUGUUAUUCUUAUGAUUUAUGAUUGAUUAUUCCAAUUUUUUUUCUUUCUUGUUUUUGUGUUUCUAAUGGUUGAUUCUUUCUAUUGUAUAUUUUUUCUUUACUUUUUGUUUAUUUUAGUUUUUAUCAUGAUUUAUAAUGAUUAACAUUCUCUUGUAAUUUUAUUUUUUUUAUUUCUUUGUUUUUAUACAGAUUUUUUUCUCCCCUUUAAUAUAUACAUUGAAAGAGAUUGAUUAUUUUUAUUUAUUUGUGUAUGUAUAAAAUUAUUUUAUUCAUAUUUUUAUUUUUCUAAUAUAAGGCUUGUUUUUGGAGGGUGCAGGGGAGGGGAUGUGCCAAACCGACUGGUGUGAUUCGUGCUUCCUGAACUUGAUCCUUACUUGGCUUCUCUAUGCAAAGCGCUCUGUAUGCAAAUGAUAUCGCCAUCACCCGCCAAUCAUACACUGCUUAUCCAUCGUGUGACGCCAACCGAGAACGCUAAUCAUUUCAUUUGGGCAAACGAACCAAACUUGGUGACAAAAUGGAGAAAUUGUCACAUGAUUUGCUUUUUUUCUCCUUUUAUGAAACUCCAGACCAGCAUGGGGGCAGCAGCAACUUGCAAAAUGUCAUCUUGAAUAUUUACGAUAGUUGUGCUCGCGUUACUGGAAGGAAUAAAAAGAAUCAAACUUUUGAAAGUGGCAAGACUAACGCUAAUCGUCCAACAAACAGCUAGCGUUUCAAAAAAGCUUGUGUGCUAGCCUCAUCGGCAGCUGCUGUUUUUAACAUUCAAGUCAUUCUAUGCGUUUUAUGUGUUGUUCACAAGUUGGUAUAGGUGGUUAUGUUGAAUUAUGCUAGGUAGCUACGAGCAUCUUUUCUUUUAGCUUCCAUUCAAACUUUUCUUUGUUAACCUGCUAUUGACAAUUGUGUGUCAGUAGCAAAUUGCUUAUUUGCACACGAUUUGGUGGUAAAACAAUGAAAAUAAAUCUGGGAUCGAUGUCUUUGCUAAUUGGCUAACAGCUAGCUUAGCUUCAUCAGCAGCUGCUAUUUAUCAUGUACAAAUCAUUCCCUGAUUUUUACACAUAUUGAAGUCAUUCCAUAAACACGAUUUUAAAAAACAAGGUUGAGCUGUUUAGCUUUUUAUUUUCUCCAUCCUAACAUCAUUGUUGACUCGUGAGCAAGUUAGGUUCACUUUGUGGCAAAUGUCACGCGGGGUGUUAACAAAUGUUUUGUUGUUUUGUUUAUGAUGCACAACAGCGCAAUGUAGUACUACUCAACAUUUUCCUCCAAAACAAACUUUUGUUUGUGUUUACAUGACAAUAAUGCUGAAAAUGUUUUUUUGUUGUUGUUUUCGUUCUUGUCAGCAUCACAAUUCCUGCUGCUUGUGUCCAUACAAACAGCACAUCAGUGCCACGUGGUUGUCAUUUUUGAUGCUGUUGAAAUAAUGUGUUAAUUAUGACAGUUUGUGCCAUAGCUGCUGCUGCUGCUAUCUAGUUAGCAGGCAGGAAAACAAACUAGGACCUGUGAAUUGGGGGGGCAAACAUUUGGUCCAUCUUUAGUGUGCGCGCGCGCGUGUGUGUGUGUGUGUGUGUGGACAAUUUCCAUUUUUAUGUUCAAAAUAUCGCAUCAUAUAAAGUAUGAACCAGUUCUUUAAUAAAAUACACAUUUACUUUUUUGUAUUUAUGUAAAACGAUUUAUUUUGUACAGUUUUUCAAAUUUUAACUUAUAACAAAUCCAUUGACAAAUUAUUUACCGAGAUGACUCAAACAUUUAUUUGAAUAAUUUAUUCAAAUGUUAGUUUUUUAUAUUUAUUUCAUUAUUUUUGUAUUUCUAAAUUUUAUCGUGUUUCUUCAUCAUGAUCAUUUAUAUUUUGUUAGAAAUACUAUAUACAAUAAAAAGAAUUAACCAAUCUAGUAAAAUAUGCAUUUUUUUCUUUUUAUGUAAAAUGAUUUAUUUUUAUUUUUUUAUUAUUAUUAUUUAUAAAAUAUGAAUUCAACUAUUUAAUUGGAUGGAUUUUGAUUUGUUUAUAAUAAGUCAAACUAUUUAAUUAGAUGAGUGAAUUAAUAAAAUCACUCAUUUUAAUCCAGCCAUUUUUUUUGUGAGGGGGGGGAUAAUUUCCCAAUAAUAUCAACCUCAAACCACUAAACAUUUUUGUGCUUCCAAAGGAGCGCUGCUUCAAAGCCGUAUUGGCGUGAGGUCACAGUUAGGAGGAGUUCUGAGGUAUUAUAUUUGGGGGAGGGGAGCUUGGGUCUUUUCAAGUAGCAUGUUUGAUUUGUUGCAUUUGAUGGAGGGCUGCGACAAAUGAUUCUGGAUUCUUGUUGAUUCUUUUUGCACACGUCGGAAUGGCCUUACUCUUCUCUUUUACUUUCUUUGGCUUUUCCUGCUUCUGCGGUGGCACUUUUUUUUUUUGUGCAGCCCUUUUGCUUUCGCCAGCCAGCGCUGGCGUGCUUUGUCCGAGCAGAACGGGGGAAAAAAAGUUUGAAAAAAAAAGUGGUGCAAAUCACUAUAAUUUUCCAAGAUCUAAGAAUAUUUUGCAUGAAUAUGAAGACAAUGAGAUUGGCAGAUUUGUAUUUAUUUUUUGCUUGCACACAACAACAACAAAAAACUGUGAAGCAAUUUGAAGGAAAAAAAAGAAUGUAGCAUUUCUGCUGUAUCUGUAUAUAUAUACAUAUAUAUUCUAUUUAUUGAAAUAUGUCCUACUAAUUAUUCUAUUAAUGACCUUUUAUCAACAUAAUUUUGAACAAUGUCGGCGACCGGUCGCGAGAAAAUAUGUGUCAUGUUAAAAACAAACAAACAAACAAACAAAUUAAAAACUGCAAAUAAAAAUUUAUGCUGUGA
Messenger RNA from Hippocampus zosterae (dwarf seahorse), 5789 nucleotides. It is a transcript of the gene glra1, whose product is annotated as glycine receptor, alpha 1. Bases 937 to 2346 code for a protein of 469 amino acids. The transcript is spliced from 10 exons. Gene Ontology annotation, cellular component: postsynaptic membrane; neuron projection; synapse. Gene Ontology annotation, molecular function: extracellularly glycine-gated chloride channel activity; transmembrane signaling receptor activity; glycine binding. Gene Ontology annotation, biological process: signal transduction; chloride transmembrane transport; chemical synaptic transmission. The record is from RefSeq and is a predicted model, not a curated record. NCBI's taxonomy places the organism in Eukaryota, Metazoa, Chordata, Actinopteri, Syngnathiformes, Syngnathidae.